Necator americanus (New World hookworm) is the source of this 903-nucleotide messenger RNA. RefSeq lists its product as uncharacterized. The record is from RefSeq and is a predicted model, not a curated record. Gene Ontology annotation, cellular component: Sin3-type complex. The transcript is spliced from 7 exons. The coding region runs from base 1 to 903 and encodes 300 amino acids. Gene Ontology annotation, molecular function: histone deacetylase binding. Gene Ontology annotation, biological process: negative regulation of transcription by RNA polymerase II. Lineage: Eukaryota; Metazoa; Nematoda; Chromadorea; Rhabditida; Ancylostomatidae.
AUGGUUAUAAUAAUUACUUUUAAUCUUGUCUUUUUUCACGAUAAACUACCUCGAAGAAUUAAAUUUCAACCAGCACAUGUGAACAUUUCAGAUAUUAAACAAUAUCGCCUUCGAAAGGAUCGCAGUGAAAUUUUCAGGAAUGCUGCAAUGACAUCAGCGAAACUAGAACAAUUAUACAAAGAACUUGAUCAGUUAAAUGCGGGGACUCACCCGAAGUAUCUUGAAAGAUUGAAACAGAUCGAGAAAGUUUACGAGGAACAAAAGGAACGUGAGCAGAUAGCUCAUGAGCUUGCUGUGGAACGUAUAGAUUAUGAGUAUAAACGACGGAAACGGCAAAUACAAGAAGAUUUGGAGCGUAAGGAAAAGGAACUGGUACAAUCUAUGCUGGCGGAUUUUGAUGAGAUGGAAAAACGAAUAGAAUGGGAGUAUACCAACAUGGAAGUAUCGCGUGCUGGUUGUUCGAGUUCUUUGGAUUCUACAAAGAAGACAUUAAGAGGACGUGGAGGGAUCUUGAUCGAACCGCCAACGUACUUUAAUGCUACUCCCAAACCGGCAACUCCAAAUAUCACACCAGAUACAAGAUACUUGCUCACUGAUUCUGAAAUAGCUGAAGAUGUUCGCGCAUUUUCAGGUGAUAAAAGCAGCCCACAUAAGAUUCAGCGACUUUAUGAAGUGAUCUUAGUGAAGCAGAAACUAACAUAUGAUGGGAAAGUCUACAAACAAGGUGAAGAAGUGCAUGUGGAAAACUUGGAAUACGGUAAAUUCCCAGCAAAAAUGGACUGUAUAACGGAUACCGUAGUGUCUUUCAAAUCUACUCUUCCCUGGGAUACGAGACAAAUCCAUGCAUCGUAUUCUGAUCUAACUGAAGGACGGGUGCAAAUUGCGAAGAAGCGCAACAACUAG